This is a messenger RNA of Cantharellus anzutake, 450 nucleotides long. RefSeq lists its product as uncharacterized. The transcript has 3 exons. The coding region runs from base 1 to 450 and encodes 149 amino acids. The record is from RefSeq and is a predicted model, not a curated record. Lineage: Eukaryota; Fungi; Basidiomycota; Agaricomycetes; Cantharellales; Hydnaceae.
AUGGAAGUCUGGUGCCUUGUGGUCAAUCACAAUAACAGGCCUACUGGCCGGCCAUUCAAGGUCGAAGUAUCUUCCGGCGCCGAUGUUGAUGACUUGGUGGAGAAGGUCAAGGCCAAGGGGUCGCCUCGCCUUGACGACACUGCUGCGUUCGAGCUCGAAGUGUGGAGAUUUGCAAACUCACCAGCUGAUUUCGUCGUUAAUGAUCAUGAAGUGCUUGAGGAGCUAGUCAGCGAGGCAUUCUCUAAUAUGAGGGUUAAAGAACUCCUUCCGAGUCGGAAAAUAGCAGGCUUGAACAUCUUAGCUGGAGAGGCACUGCUCGUCAAGUUGCCCGGCCGAAAGCCACAGACAGAGGACGACAUGCCACAAUUAGAUUACCGUGUGAGGUGGACUGGAGGUUAUGGUGGAGAUGAGGGAGAGGACAAACCAGAGGGGAACACAGUGGUGGAGUAG